Messenger RNA from Scheffersomyces stipitis CBS 6054, 1122 nucleotides. It is a transcript of the gene VMA5, whose product is annotated as H(+)-transporting V1 sector ATPase subunit C. Gene Ontology annotation, biological process: proton transmembrane transport. Gene Ontology annotation, cellular component: vacuolar proton-transporting V-type ATPase, V1 domain. The record is from RefSeq and is a predicted model, not a curated record. Bases 1 to 1122 code for a protein of 373 amino acids. Gene Ontology annotation, molecular function: proton-transporting ATPase activity, rotational mechanism. The transcript has a single exon. Lineage: Eukaryota; Fungi; Ascomycota; Pichiomycetes; Serinales; Debaryomycetaceae.
AUGGGUGCAAUUGCUAAUUAUUUGGUUCUUUCGUUGCCUCAAUCUACCAAUGCCCAUGACUGGUUGACCCAGGAGUUGAUUGGUGGAAAGGCACCUUUGUACAAGAUCAAAUUGCCAGACUUCCAGAGCGGUACUUUGGACUCGUUGGUGCAAGAAAGUGACGAGUUGUCCAAAUACGAUCAACAAUUGUCCGCAUCUGUUUCCAAGGUGAUUGACAUCUUGAGCACUGUAACUGAAUCGGAUUCUACAUCCAGAGUGGUCAACUCAAAACAAGCUACCGACUUCAUUCAAUCAUUCACCUGGAACACCACCAAGUACAGAUUAGAUAAGCCUAUAAACCAGUUGGUAAAGAUACUUUCCAACGAAGCUCUCACAUUGGAUAAUGAUGUGAGAACUUCGUACCAGAAUUACCAGGCUGCUAAGUCGAACUUCUUAGCAGCUGACAGAAAGAAGAAUGGUGAUUUAUCCAUCAAGUCGUUGCACGAGAUCGUCAGGCCGGAACAAUUCGUGUUGGACUCCGAACAUUUGGCUACUGUUCUCAUUGCUGUACCCAAGAAUUUAAAAUCUGACUUCGAAGAUUCCUACGAAACUUUAACUCAGUUUGUAAUCCCAAGAUCAGCCGCCGUCAUCGCUACCGAUCUGGAAUAUUUAUUAUACACGGUGACCCUCUUCAAAAAAUACCAGCAGGAGUUUACCGCUGCAGCCAGGGAGCACAAAUGGCAUCCACGUACAGACUUUAUAUACUCGGAGGAGACCUUGAAUAACUUGAGAAAGGAGUUCGACAUAACUAGAGCAACAGAGUCCAAGGCUAAGAACGACUUGAUCAGAUUGGCCAAAACUGCAUAUUCCGAUAUUUUUGCUUGUUGGUUUCACAUCAGGGCAAUAAGAGUGUACGUUGAAUCUGUCUUGAGAUACGGGUUACCCCCACAAUUUGACUACUAUUUGAUUAAGUUUGAUGGCGCUAAUGCAAAGAAUGUGUCAAAAGCCAAAAAGGAAUUAAUUGGCAAAUUUGGCUUUUUGGGUGGAGAUGGCUUUUCCAAUACCAGCAAUCUUCACGAAUACGCCUCUUUGGUUGAUACUGAGUAUGAGCCUUUCGUCUUGUACGAACUUGAGGUGGUUUAA